AUCAACGGGACCGCUCUCCAGAGCUCCGGGUUUUGCGCAUGUGUCUUACUGCUGACUGAAUUCUAUCGGCCGCAGCCGGCUCCCCCGUACUCCCUUCUGCGCAUGCGCAGGAAUCUCAAUGACAGUCAAGCCUUGACUAAGGCUCUAGUGGGAAAAGGGUGUGGCCAUGUGGUUUAUGACCUGGGGGAUCAGGGGGGUCAGGGUCCGAGUAUGGCCCCUGUUGCCCACGCUCCUCGGGACCCCACGAAGCUUGUCUUCUCUGGCGGACAAGAUGGGGGUGUACCGCAAGAUGUGGAACCCCACGGAGCCCCGCGACUGGGCCCAACAGUACCGCGAGCGCUUCAUUCCCUUCUCCAAGGAGCAGCUACUCCGACUCCUGACACAGGAAUUCCACUCCAGCCCAGCAGAGAAAGCGGCGUUGGAGGAAUUUGCCGCACAUGUGGACUUCUGCACCAUGUUCCAUUACCACCAGAUCCUGGCCCGGCUGCAGGCCUUAUAUGACCCCAUCAAUCCUGACAGAGAGACCAUGGACCAGCCAUCCCUCACAAGCCCCCAGCGGCUGGCCAAUGAGCAGGAGGUACUGCGGGCGAUGGAGCCCCUGCUGGCCCAGGCCAACUUCUCCCCGCUGUCCGAGGAUGCCCUGGCCUAUGCGCUGGUGGUCCACCACCCUCAGGAUGAGGUCCAGGUGACAAUCAAUUUGGAUCAGUACAUCUACAUGCAGUUCUGGGCCCUGGGCCAGCGAGUCGGGCUGUUGCCCCUGCUCUCCAGUGUGGGCUCCAAGCGUGGCUUCUUCACCAAGUUGCCUCCUACAGAGAGGCGGUACUUCAAGCGCGUGGUGCUGGCCGCCCGCACGCGGCGGGGGCACCUGGUCCUCAAGAGCUUCAAGGACACCCCCCUGGAGGGCCUGGAGCAGCUGCUGCCCGAGCUCAAGGUGCGCACGCCCACCAUGCAGCGCGCGCUGCUCAACCUCACACUGCUGGUGUCCGGCCUGGUCUUCUUCGUCAACGUGGGCAUGGUGGUGCUGACCGACCUCAAGAUGGCCACCUCCCUGCUGCUGCUGUUCUUUGCCAUCUUCAUGGGCCUGAGGGCCUCCAAGAUGUUCGGGCAGCAGCGCAGCGCGCAGGCGCUAGAGCUGGCGCACAUGCUGUACUUCCGGAGCACGUCCAACAACUCGGAGCUGCUCAGCGCGCUGGCGCUGCGUGCGCAGGACGAGCAUGCCAAGGAGGCACUGCUGGCGCGCAGCUUCCUGGCCCGGCGGCCCGGGGGCGCUCACGGCUCCCCCGAAGAGACCUCCCGGUGGCUGCAGUCGGAGGUGGAGAGCUGGCUCCUGGCCCAGUCGGGCUGCGAUGUGGCCUUCAAUGGAAGUCGAGCCCUGGCCCACCUGCAGGCCCUGACUCCCAGCAUCGGGCGGUACCCUCCCCCGGAUUUCCCCAAGCUGGACCCCUCGGUUCCAGCCCCUUCCGAGUCCCCCCCUGGCCAUUCCCAGCAGUAGCCACCCCUGACCUGCCCGGAUCCAGGCCUUCGGGGCCGGGAACCAAGCCCCGCCUUCACCACGACAAGCUGUCAAUCACAGCUACUACUGUACUGCGUCACUUUUCGACUCCCAUUACCGACUGGCAAUUAUUUUUGCUACUCUGUCUACUGCAACAGCCAAUCAAGGCAGUUGCUAGGCAACCCUUCUCCAGGAGCAGCCAAUCGGCACGCCCUAGCUUGGCUUUUGUGUGAUUCCUUAGUCCCACCCCCACGGUAAACAUCCAAACUGUAGUCAGGCUGGGGAAAGGAGGGGGUCGGCUGCUCGCAGCUGCUCCCAGCUGCUCAGCUCUGACAAAACACUAGGCCGAGCUGUCUGUGACCGCUAUUCCCUCUCCAGGCCAUUUAUCAGUCGCCAUCUUUUUGGCCGGCUCCGGGCAAGAUGUUCUAAUGCCCCUGGGCGGGGCUUAGCCGGCAGCCAAGGAGAAGCUCCACGAAAGCUGUCCAUCGAGUGCCCCUAGGCGGGGCCUAGCCAGCAGCCAAUGAGAACCGUCUGGCGCCUGACUUGGAGCCAGCGACAGUUGCCGGGCAGCCAGUUGUCUCUGUAGAUAAACGAGUCAGACUUUCCAAAGGAAGCUGAUCUCCCUGUUACCCAGCUGCAGACUGACUGAUGGGCCAGCUGGUUAACUGCUGUUGGGUGUAGGGGGCGGUGUCCCUGCUGAAGGGGCUGGGAGCCCUGAGCCUGGCAGAGCUCUGGCCUGGAGAAACCAGAGACGACCCUUACUCCAAACUGAGGCAGCUCAGGGUCACAGUAACCUCAAGGUGCCUUCCCGGCCUGGAUAUCACAUCCUUGCUACGGAAUCUACCUCGGUCUGGAUCUCCCCACCAAUCAGUGCCCUUGUGCAAUUUUUCUUGGUCUAUCCAUUUCUUCCCAGUAUCCUUCCUAAGGAAUAAAUCGUGUUUCAU
Molecule: messenger RNA, 2436 nt
Organism: Perognathus longimembris pacificus (Pacific pocket mouse)
Lineage: Eukaryota; Metazoa; Chordata; Mammalia; Rodentia; Heteromyidae
Gene: Tmem143
Product: transmembrane protein 143
Exons: 8
Coding region: 167-1492 (441 amino acids)
Cellular component (GO): mitochondrion
Source: RefSeq, a predicted model, not a curated record